Messenger RNA from Drosophila serrata, 1462 nucleotides. It is a transcript of the gene Hexim, whose product is annotated as Hexamethylene bisacetamide inducible. Gene Ontology annotation, biological process: negative regulation of transcription by RNA polymerase II; negative regulation of cyclin-dependent protein serine/threonine kinase activity. The record is from RefSeq and is a predicted model, not a curated record. Gene Ontology annotation, cellular component: cytoplasm; nucleus; nucleoplasm. NCBI's taxonomy places the organism in Eukaryota, Metazoa, Arthropoda, Insecta, Diptera, Drosophilidae. Gene Ontology annotation, molecular function: 7SK snRNA binding; cyclin-dependent protein serine/threonine kinase inhibitor activity.
CACACUUGUUCAGUCUUUGCUUUAGAACAAAUUUCGCAAGCUUAAAAAUAAGUUCAGAACUUGAAAAUUGCGCUCCGAGCAAACGCCAAGUGUUUGUGCAACAAUAAAUUGAGCUAGCAACAUGGCAGAGGCAGUGAAAACAGAAAAAAACUCAAAGCAGCGUCCCUUGGAUGGCGGAGGAGGUACUGGCAGUGGUGGAGGAGGCACCGGUGGCGGCGGCGGAGUAGGAUCAGGAUUGCCCAAGCGAAAACAUCGCCGCGGCAAAAAGUCCAAGCUUCUGCCGAAGAAGACCAAGAAUCAGUUUCCCCAGUGGAAGCUAGACAUGCCAGCGGAUGCCGAGGGGCAUCCCCAUCCGCGUCCGAACAGCCGCACCAAGCUGGUCCGCUCCCGGUCGCUGCUCGUGCCGUACAACACCAAUCGCUUCCUGAUGGAGGAGCACAUGUCCGACUUGAACAAGGACGACUCCGAUGACAACUGCUUCAAUUCGCAGACGGAGGAUCAGGACCUCUUCCUCUCCAAGGAAUUCUCAAAUGUAUACGAACGGGCGCGGCUGGAGCGUUUGGAGACGAUGAACAAGCAGGAGCUAAUCCAGGAGUGCCUGCAGAUCGAAGAUCGGUACUCCAAGGCUCAGAACACAUCCAAUGAGUUCAGUGUCAAGAUACGAGCUCAGGAGGAGAAGAUGCGUCAGCUAACGAGGGAGAAUCAAUUUUUGCGCUCCCAUUUCCUGCGCUCUUGCUCCACGGGCUCGACACCGGGUCCAGCGGUUGCUGCGGCUGCUGCUGCCGCCGCGGCCUCUCCGCCCUCAGCGGUGGCACCCACACCCAGCUCGGCCGGCGAACUGCAGGCCAGACAACAGCCACCACAGCCGCCGCAGCAGCUGGCACAGCCCACGCCCAUGGAUUCCUCCAGCGAGGAUAGCGAGAGUGAUAGCAGCAGCACCACAUCGAGCACCACUUCCAGCACAUCCUCGUCCUCGAGCAGUGAUGGGCACGAGAUGGGCGUGGCUGGGCUGAAUAUAGCCAAUGGGCAUGCUGAGCGCGGCCAUGAACGCAGUCGUACUCGUUCCCGCUCCCGAUCCCCGAUUCAUCUGAAUGGGCAUGCUAACGAGGAGGAGCGCCAGCGCCUAUUGGACGGCAGCAAUCAAAUGGACGAGGACGAGGACAACUCCAGUGAUGUGGCCAAACAGGGCACCGAUGCAGCGGUUAAGUAAGGAUGCGGAUCACACCGCGCCAUGUACAUAGAACACUCCAAUUGUGGUGGCGACAAAAAUACAUAUUUGGAAAUAGAAAGAGAGCCCCUGUUUAGUUUUUAAGACAUCAUCUGUGAGCGUUACAAUUCUUUUAAUUUCCCUUCAUCUACAUGCCAAUCAUAAGUUCAUUAUCCCCGAUGCGUUACUGAUUUUAAUGGAAUUUUUAUAUAAUGAAAACUCGAUUUGUAAGUUAAUAAAAUGUUGAAUCGUGAA